CUGGAGUCCAAAGCUUCCUGAAAAGAUCAUGGCUGAAUCCAGUGACAAUUCUCUGAGGAUUGUUCUGGUAGGGAAAACAGGAAGUGGGAAGAGUGCCACAGCAAACACUAUCCUGGGGCAAAAGACAUUUGCUUCUAGAAUUGCAUCCCAUGCUGUCACCAAGACCUGUCAGAGAGCAUCCCGGAAGUGGAAAGAGAAAGAGCUCCUGGUUGUUGACACCCCAGGGCUCUUUGACACCAGGGUAAAGCUGGAAACCACCUGCAUUGAAGUCAGCCGGUGUGUCCUCUACUCCUGCCCUGGGCCUCAUGCCAUCAUCCUGGUACUGCAACUGGGUCGCUACACAGAGGAAGAGCAAGAAACUGUUAUUAGGAUCAAGGCUAUCUUUGGGGAGGCAGCCAUGAAGUACAUGAUUGUCUUGUUCACCCGCAAAGAUGAGCUGGAGGACCAGAGCCUAAGUGACUUCAUAGCAGACUCAGAUACAAACCUUAAAAGUAUCAUCAGAGAGUGUGAUGGCCGCUGCCUGGCCAUCAACAACAAAGCAGAGACGGCUGAGAGGGAAGCGCAGGUACAGGAGCUGGUGGGGUUGGUGGAAGCGACGGUGCAGAGAAACGGGGGCAUCUACUUCUCUGACGCCAUAUACAAGGAUGCGGAGCAGCGGCUGAAAGAAGAGGAAGCGAUCCUCAGGAAACUCUACACCCACCAAAGACAGAAUGAAAUUAGAGUAGUAGAGGAAGAGCAUGCUCUUGGGAAACUUGGCACUCAGGAAAAAGAGGGCAUAAUCCAAGCAAUUAAGGAAAAAUAUGACAAAAAGAUAAGACAAGAAGCAGAGGAUAACAUAUUCAGCCAGAUUUUUGAAGCAGUCAAGAAAAUUCUUUCAAAAAUAUGGCAUUUUAAACGGGUGGUUGCACAUGCCUUUAAUCCCAGCACUCGGGAGACAGAGGCAGGAGGAUUUCUGUGAGUUCGAGGCCAGCCUGGUCUAUAGAGUGAGUGCCAGGACAGGCUCCAAGGCUACAGAGAAACCCUGUCUCAAAAGUAAAUAAAUAAAUAAAUACAAAAAAGAAAAGAAAUAAAGAAAACAUUGUGUUUUUUCAUAAGUAGUUUGCAUCUUAUUCCCUACCAUUCUCCCUGCUGGCCCUUCCUUCAGCCACCAACAAACUUGAAAGACAGCAGAACCAGAAAUUCACUGAACCAGAGUCAAGACCCAGCGUGAGGCUCCAAGCCCAGGUCAUGCACCCCACACUCAGCUGCCUAUGCUAGCCUGCCCUGCCCUCCCUAUGCUGAUGGCUGAUGGACCAGAAUGCCUCUGUCACCAUGAGCCCAA
Molecule: messenger RNA, 1321 nt
Organism: Phodopus roborovskii (desert hamster)
Lineage: Eukaryota; Metazoa; Chordata; Mammalia; Rodentia; Cricetidae
Product: GTPase IMAP family member 7
Exons: 1
Coding region: 29-958 (309 amino acids)
Molecular function (GO): GTP binding
Source: RefSeq, a predicted model, not a curated record